AUUUGGCUGUACUGGAACCCGAGUACGGUAUAUCCAGCUACCUAAUCAGAUGCAUAUUGCGCAUUUGGUACAACCGCAUAUGUGCCAUAUAUAGAUCUUUCUUCCUGCAUUUUCAGUUUGAAACAGUGCAGUGGUACAGAGCUCGUGGUGCGUAAAGCUAGAAUGAACCCAGGUUGAAACUGAAGAAACUCACAUCAGCAAGAAAGAAACGUAGAAAGUGACCGUCCUUUGUGAAAGUUUGAAGCCGUCUGACAGAUCUCUACAGCUCCCAUACUUUCUCUUGCAAUUCUCAAGCUGAGCCGUAGCGCCGUGGCUAAUGUUUCUGGCAGUCUGAUUGAAAGGGAUUGGUCUUGAACAGCAUUGCCAUUGAUUCACAAGGCUUCAAUCGGUCUCUGUUGCUUUGAGCUGAGCUUGCAAACUCUAAUUCACAGGCUCCCCGUCUUGGAAACAUGGAUGAGAUCACAGCUAUCCUGGAACAUGUGACGGGGGAAGUUCGAAAGAAGUUUCAAGAGAUGUCAGAUGGAGGCAGCAUCAAGGACUCAAUACUCGCUUUCGUGCACGCGGUUGACUGGACUGAACCAUGGAUUCUUGCCCUCAUUUGCGCCCACAUGCUUCUCUUUUUCGUCGCAAUCUUCACACGGAGACGAAACAACCUGCAGUUUGUUCUCUUCUUCACAAUAUUGGCGACUAUCUACUUUGCGGAGACAAUCAACAAGCUCGCUGGGAAGCACUGGAAGCAGUUCUCUCGGCAACACUACUUCGAUCCACAGGGGGUGUUCAUCUCGGUUAUUUUCUCAGGGCCUCUCAUUCUGAUCUCCCUGAUUCUCCUGGUGAACUCGCUCUACAACCUGACACAGCUGAUCAUAGAGGUGAAACGGGCAGAAUUGCGAGUAAGAUCAAAGCAACAAGCAGCAGAAGAUAAAAAGGUAAAAUGAAAGAUCAGAACUGAUAAGGAGCUGAAUGAAAGCGGGGACCGUUGCCUGAAACAACCCCCCGCCAGCAUUCGAAGAGUUUCUUUAAAGCAAACGUGACAAUGAGUCCGGUUUGUUCAUGACUCAAAUCACGAAGUCUUUAUACAGCUCGAUUGCAUGGCUUGAGGCUGGUAAAGAUAUCUAGUCCUAUUACACUGACAUUUUAUAAGUGUCUGGUUCAGAUUGCCAGUCAUGCAGGUAACGAGAUCUAUUUGUAAACAAAUAGGCCGCCGCGAGGCCAGACCUGACUCGAUGGCCCA
Messenger RNA from Klebsormidium nitens, 1231 nucleotides. NCBI's taxonomy places the organism in Eukaryota, Viridiplantae, Streptophyta, Klebsormidiophyceae, Klebsormidiales, Klebsormidiaceae. The record is from the annotation of a GenBank genome assembly.